Cloeon dipterum is the source of this 3851-nucleotide messenger RNA. RefSeq lists its product as uncharacterized. NCBI's taxonomy places the organism in Eukaryota, Metazoa, Arthropoda, Insecta, Ephemeroptera, Baetidae. Bases 120 to 3500 code for a protein of 1126 amino acids. The record is from RefSeq and is a predicted model, not a curated record. The transcript is spliced from 13 exons.
AGACUCGGCCGGACGCGUUGCGCGUUCACGUGUUUAGUCGAAGUUAAGCGAUUUCAUAGACUGCUCUCCAAAUUUUGGGCUUGUCGGAUUUUAAAGCGCCUUUGACUUAGGAAUCCAAAAUGCAGUGCAGUGUGGAGGGCUGCACUACGACCUCUAAAUCUCUAUUCUCGUCGCCAAGGUUCCGAGAGGUGCAUCCUGUGAUUGGCGUUCGCUUCUUUAGAUUUCCGCGGAACUGUCGAGAGAAAUGGUGUGAAGUGCUCAGUAUAGAUCCAAACCAGGACAACUGGAACAACUUACGAGUGUGCUCCCGGCACUUUAGUGCACAGCAGUAUAUCACUGCCAAAAUUGAGCGCGUGGUCAAAACUGGAGCACUUCUUGCAAAUGACCAAAUCCUGCUUCGUAGUGCAGUGCCUGAUCGGUGCCUUCCAGGACAGGACCCGGAGGAAUAUGAAGAUGAUGAUCCUCCACUCAUUGACAUUGAGGAGAGCAAAAGACCGAAAGAGACGAAGAAAAAUCUACAACAAGAAGAAACUAAGCAAACGUGCUCAGGCGAUGCGAAAAUUCAGAAACCUGUAAAAGAAGCUUUGCAACCUAUUAAGGGAUGUUUAAGGGUGGAGACUGACAUAGAUACUACAUACAUCAAAGUUGAAUGCGACCCGGAUGAUGGCGAGCCAUCCUUAAAAGAUGUGCUGGCUCUUUUUGACGCCAUUGACGUACCGGUUAAAGCUGAAGAAGUUGCUGAGGAUGCUCUAGGAGUGCCAAAUUUUCCUACAGAUUCUGGGAGAAACAACCAAGUGCAGCCAAAUAGGGGUGCUGUGGCUGAGGUGGAGAACGCGCUGCAGCCCAAUGUCGAUCCCAAACCUGCAAAACCAUCUCUAAAAGACGCGCUGGCCAGUGAAAAGGCAACGGUCAAAGCUAAAAACAUUGCUGAGGAUGCUCCAGGAGUGCCAAAUUUUCCCACCGAUUCGGGAAGUAACAACCAAAAGCAGCCCAAGGCUGCUGUGGCUGAGGUGAAGGACGCUCCGCAGUCCAAUGUUGAUCCCAAACCUGCGGAAAAGCCAGACGAGGACAAAUUCGAGAAUGCUGCUCUGAAACUUCUGCUCUCAGUGGCAUUUAAUGAAUCAGCAGCAUACAAAAGCAUUUGCUCAAGAGUUUAUGAUGACAACGUGCCAGAACACGCGGUAAAGUCACAAUACUGCUUUGAAAAGUACCCAGCUGAAGUUGUGAGCAGUCAGUUCCUAGAAGACACCAAUUUGAUGCUGAUGGAGCAGAAUAAAAAGUCUGCCCAACUGAAACAGCAAAUAAAGGAGUCAAACGAAAAACUGGCCAUCAUCGACGCGAAAAUAGCAAAAUUGAAGACUGAUCUUGAAGUGACGAAGGAGAAAGACGCAGAAACGAUGACAGCGCUGUACAAACACUUCACCAAGGUGCAGCUGGACAGAAUGGUGUGGAAGAAAAGCAUCCCGUGGAGCGAGCAUGAAUUCAACUCGGCACUGGCCCUUUUGACCACAGGUGAACGCGCGUACUCAAUUAUUGGCGAGACUGUGCCGCUGCCGUCCGCAUCAGAAUUGCAUGAGUUCCUAGCGUCUGUGGAGAUCCAUCCUGGAUUGAUGGAAGGCGUCAUCCACCUGAUGGAAUGCGCAGGAAAGGCGUUGCAGCCGCUGCUCAGGGUGUGCGUGCUCAGUUUCGGCAGGGUGCCCGUCGCCUACAAACUGGCGGUCAGCAGGACGAAGGACCAGGUCGUGGGGCCGCUCCGCUUCAUGCAGGUGGCCCAGGUGUCCGGCCUGUUUUCGCCCUGGACGCAGCCGGUCUACUACGAAUUCGGUCAAAUAAUGAAGCAGGAAACUCUGAUGGAAAUCCUGACCGCGCUCCACAAGGCUGACUUCACGGUGGUCGCCGUUGCUUGCGAUUUAAGAGAAGAGAACCAGAAGCUGAUGAAGAAGCUGCUGGUUAGCGCGGAAAAGCCCUUCUUCUCGCACCCUGCCACGCAGGAACCUGUGUUUCUGGUGCCGGAGGCGUCGCACUGCCUGAAACUCCUCUGCAAUCGCCUUCUAGAUGAAGGGAUUGAUUUGAAUCCUCAGGAGGAAAAUGGAAAGCUUGUGGCCUCUCGAUGGGCUCUGGAGGAACUGGUCAAUUCAGAAAUGCCACAAAACCCUCUGACUAAGGAUACUCUGAAUAAGAAAAUUCCGUCAGAUGUGUUUUCCUCAAAGGUGGCAGAGGCUCUGAGGGCACUUGGCAGCACUCGAGGUGAAGAGGAACGGCGUGCGUUUGAGGCGACCGCCGUAGUCUGUGAAGGUGGCGGCGUGUUCAACGACCUUCUUAGUGUCAGUGAGGACCGCCUGGAAGCAAACAUUCCAGCUGAGAAACUCCCGUUUGGUCGCCAAUUGACUGAACAAUGUGAACAAUUGCUCCAUAUUUCUGAGGCAGUGAGGAAUGCACGAGUUUUGACCAAGAACUCGGGAACAGCAAGACUGAACAUGGUGGCUUCUCAAGUUUCGAUCGACUUGUGCUGCAAAGCCCUUCCCCUGCUUUAUGAGCACUUAGAUCAGAAGUUCCCAGGCGAAAAGGUCGUGAUCCUGACCUCGCAGCUCAGCCUGGAUAGCCUUAAGAAAUUCCUAGGUCUAUGGCGGACCAUGUUUGGAGCCAACACUCAACCUGAUGUGACUCAAGCUGAAGAACGGAUGAAAAUGCUGUGUCUCUGCAACAAUUUCGGAGUGCCUAGUCGAAAAGCAAACGCUGCAGUGAUUGAAAGGGUAUUCAAUGAGCAGGGAAUUGGCAUCCUAUCACUCUUGGGCAACAUAGAAUUGGGCAAAAUGAUCGAGAAGGAAGGCACCAUAUUAAAAAAUCAUCCAUCUUCAGAUGGCAGAAGUUUGUUGGGCUACAGUGGUGCUGAGACUGUGGUAUACACGAUGUACAAAAGCAGUGUUGAGGACGCAGAGGAAGACAAAGAUGCAGAUUGGGACGAGGUGGAGACUGACAGCAACGAGGGCGAAACUGCUGAGGAAUGGAACGCUGACUGGACCCCGCCUGAUUCAGAGCAAGAUCCGUGCUACAUGGCGGGCUUGAGCCACUUGGCGGAGGAAAUGGCUUUUACUUUGGGCACAUUGCUGCCUGAGGUGAAAGGCAAGACGAGAGAAAGGGAGAAACGCAAAAAGCCAGACUGGAUGGUGGAAGACAGGCCGCAAUCCGAGACAGCCUCGGCAUCGAUCAAUCUCGUCAAAAAAGUCAAAAAGCUGGACGCCAUGUUUAGGGAUCUGAACAAAAACUCUAUUUCCAGGCAGCCUAACCAGACCAAAGCUUUCAUCAAAGCUGUGAAGGAAAAGCACCGCAAUUACCGCACCAAAAUCAUCCGCCUCUUUUUCGAAAUGAGGCGUCAGAUUAGAAUUAACCAAAUCAACAGAGAAAUCUUUCAAAGAAAAGAAGGAAAGGCUAAAAGGAAAGCAGUUGACAACAGUUCAAAAGGCAAACAUGCUAAAAGGAGGAGAGUUAGCAAGAAAUAAUACGUUGAAACCUGAAUCGUCUUAAAUUUGUUAAAUAAUUUCCAUCAGAAUAAAAUUGAAAUAAAGAUGUAAACAAGAUCAGGAUUUAAGAAUGAGUCAAACAAUCCUGUUACUUCUGCAUUAAGAAUUUUCGCAUCUUGAUCAUUCUCAUGGAUACAAAGAACUAUAGGAAUCACAGAAUUUCCUUUCUUCUCUUUCAUAAGGACAGGAAGGAUGGUAGACACAGGACCCAAGUCGAUAAAAAACAGUCGUACAUAUAUCCUGUGUCUGUGUGUCAGAUUCAAAAAUUGUUAAAUGAACUAAAUACGCCACGUAAUGUAACAAUAAAUUUUAAAUAUUUUACGACAUUAA